UGGGUGCCGUGUGAGUGUGUUGUUGCUGAUGGUGCGGCUUCAUUUAAGUUUUUCACUUCGUUGUUGUCGCGUUGCCGCCGCGAAUUGUCUGAAAACUUUCCUACUGUUUCUUCAAUUCGGUCGAUAAUGCCAAAGCACUGUGUUUAAGCCGUCACAUUCGAGUAUAAUAUUCAACAAUCAGUUCUAAUUAAUAGUGUAACCACAACAAUAAGAGCAAGAGAGCAAUACAAAAUAUUAAAAUGGGACAAAAAGUGUCGCGCACCGACUUCGAAUGGGUUUAUACGGAAGAACCGCAUGCCUCACGUCGCAAAAUUAUACUCGAGAAAUAUCCACAAAUCAAGAAACUGUUUGGUCAUGAUCCGAACUUUAAAUGGAUUGCCGGCGCAAUGGUGUUGACCCAAAUACUGGCGUUGUUCAUUGUCAAGGACUUGUCGUGGCCCUGGCUGUUAGUGUUGGCCUAUUGCUUUGGCGGCAUUCUGAAUCAUUCACUCAUGUUGGCGGUGCACGAAAUAUCGCAUAAUCUUGCCUUCGGCCACAGCCGCCCCAUGCAUAAUCGGAUCUUGGGCUUCAUUUGCAAUCUGCCCAUAGGACUGCCGAUGAGCAUAUCGUUUAAAAAAUAUCAUCUCGAGCAUCAUCGCUAUCAAGGCGACGAGGUGAUUGAUACAGAUAUCCCAACGCUACUGGAGGCCCGAUUGUUCGACACAACCUUUGGCAAAUUCAUGUGGGUGUGUCUGCAGCCCUUCUUCUACAUUUUCCGUCCGCUGGUGAUCAACCCAAAGCCACCGACACGCCUGGAGAUCAUCAAUACGAUCAUCCAGUUGACAUUCAAUGCUGCCGUCGUCUACUUUAUUGGUUGGAAGGCGAUGGCCUAUCUGAUACUCGGCUCGAUUCUAGCCAUGGGACUGCAUCCGGUGGCGGGGCAUUUUAUAUCCGAGCACUAUAUGUUUGCCAAGGGAUUUGAGACGUACUCGUAUUAUGGCCCACUCAAUUGGAUCACCUUCAAUGUGGGCUAUCACAACGAGCAUCACGAUUUUCCGGCUGUGCCUGGCUCUCGGCUGCCGGAGGUGAAGCGCAUCGCCAAGGAGUUCUACGAGACGAUGCCACAGCACACCAGCUGGACACGUGUGCUGUACGAUUUUGUGAUGGAUCCCUCUGUGGGUCCAUACGCGCGUGUCAAGCGCCGACAGCGCGGAUUGGCCUCCUAAAGUGGCCGCAUCAACGAUUUUACUAACGGUUUCCUGGCAUUAUGUAAUCUCAGCGUUUAGACCUAGAAGCACAAGCACAGUAACAACAAACAGGAAAUAAGCGAAUGCAAAUGAGAAAUGCCUGCUAAAUUCUGUCCUGCUUAUUUUUGGACAGCGAACGCACUGGAUGAUUAUAAAACGUAUUUUUUUCAUGUGUAAGCUUAUAUGAUAUGAUAUGUAUGUAAAGCUUAGUUGGCAAGGCAAUUGUUAAGCGCUAUUAUAAACUAUUAUUGUUACCUCAAAACACUUAAUUGAUGGCCUGUUAAACGUAGUAUGUAAAUUGUCUCCUAUAUUUAGUGUUUUCUAAAUAUGUAUAUUUAUAAAUUUGUGCGCCUAAAUGCAGCUGUAAACAGUACUAAACUAAACUAUACACUAUAUAUACUGUAAACUGUGAACUUUACACUAUUUUUGAUAGCCUCUUGUAACUGAUAAAUGAUAAACAGAUACCAAAAAGAAAACCAGAUGAAAAUGAAACCAACUGCACGCGGCGUUUAGCUCUAAUAACAAUAAACAAUAAUAAUAAUAAUUGUAUACUAUACUCGUAUGUGUAUGUAAUAAAAUGAAAAACAAAAAAAAAAAAAUCAAAUUUUCUUUAAACAAAUUGUUCAAUCAACUCAAUUAGGGCCUUUUGCUUUGAUUGUUUUCGGGUUUCGUGUCAUGUGAAUCGCUGUGGCAACAUGCAGCUCUGGCUCUAAUUGCCGUAGCCAUUCCUGAUAAUGAUGUGCAUGAUAAGACCCGUCAAUAUAUAUAUAUAUACUCGGAGUAUGCCAUAACAAAACCCCACUAAACUCGCAACGGUUACGCCACAAGCUACACGUUCUCAAUUACGAUAUUGACCAAACCGCACCGGACGCAGCUCCCUCCGUAUCAGGUGUUAUUAAGCCUCCUCAAAUGAUUGAAUGCAAUCAGAAUUGUGAAAAAAAAAUUCAAAGAGUUUAUAGCCUACAAUAACAGCACAGCAAAUAUUCCAAGUACCUAGCGAGUUUUGAUAAUAUUCUUUCCAAUCUCUCAUUUUGUUAUUAUAAUAUUUAUAAAGUUUGCCAGCAAACUGUUCUGAAUUUUGCAAAUACAAAAUAUAUCUUCUUGCUGACGAUACUUUUCAGUAUCUAUGUGCACUAUUUUGUUUAGCAUAUCGAACUUAAAACUCAAGAUACUUGAGCCCCUCUUCAUACUACACACCCAACUCAAUUUGGUUGUUGGGUUUUAUUACUCACGGUCUUGUUGACGCACUUAACUGAAAUUCCUUCGAAAAGUACUCAAUAUUUUCCACGCACUUACUUUGAGAGAGACUGUUUACCUGUUCAACAGAGCCAGGAGAUAGCAGUUUCAGCCUAAAUACGUUAUCAGUUCCAGGUGUUACCUAUUAGUCUAGCCCAAAAGUUAACCAACCACCACGCACACCUGUUUAACAGUCAAAACAAAAAGCAGUCAAAGGUGCAGUGACUAAUCGAGAAUCAGUCAUUGGCAUGUUGCACGUGUCUUUGCAGGCGUAGGUCGUUCAUCGUCGUUGAUGCCCCACGCAAGUCAACAACAUGCCGAUAAGUCGCUGGUAUUCCAACGAUUACUAAUCGUAGUCAAAAUUAGUAACACAGUAGGAAUCUAAUCAAAACUCUCUUGCUGACUACAUCUAAAAAUACAAAUGACAUUUAAUUGUUUGAUUAAUUGACUGAAUUCAUGUUUAAAUAAAAUACAUUGUGAUCUCCACGAUUUUUUUUAAAUACUAUGUAUAUAUAAUUUAUUUAUAUAAUAGAAUUACAUAUUGUGGGGGAUCGCUUGAAGGAAAAUAGGAGUGAUAGGGGUUUAUUUGUUGGGUAUUGAUUGUGGGGUUCGUUGAAAGAAAUCGUACAGUUUUAGCUUAAUCAAAUAAAAUGGUUGCUCCUUAAUAUGGUAAGGUAUUUUGUUUUCUUUUCUUUACUUAUUUUUUGUCUGGGGCUGUGUUGUAUGGUGAAAACCCACUCGUAGUUUUAUACACGCUUAAAAAAUGAUUUUACAAAGUGUUUUUCUAUCGCAUAAUUCUAAGCAUUUUCUUCUUUGCUUUUUUUUUUUUGUUUUUGUUGUACGUUGAGAAGUGGUGUUAUUUUGUUUUGCAUUUUUUUUUUUUAGUUUUUAUUUGUUUUUGUUUCAAGUUGCUCUUAUUACUCUUGUUCUCUAAUCAGCUUACUAAAUUUUAAUUAAAAAUUAUACAUUUCUUGUUUGUUUUUUUUUUUUAUUAUUAUUAUUUCCACUUGUAUUUAAAUAUAAACUUAACAUUAGGGUUGCAAUUUAUUUAUAUUAAUAUGUUUUAUGAUCUUUUGUUUUAUCAACAAGUUUUUGUGUUUUGUUUUUUUUUAGUUUAAACUUGGUUUUUAUGCUACAAGAUUUGUUGUUAUUGGAUUUUGUAGGAAAAACAAAUAAAGAAAACAUAGAUGAAAAUUACAUCGCG
This is a messenger RNA of Drosophila sulfurigaster albostrigata, 3666 nucleotides long. It is a transcript of the gene ifc, whose product is annotated as sphingolipid delta(4)-desaturase DES1. The transcript is spliced from 2 exons. Gene Ontology annotation, biological process: ceramide biosynthetic process. NCBI's taxonomy places the organism in Eukaryota, Metazoa, Arthropoda, Insecta, Diptera, Drosophilidae. Gene Ontology annotation, molecular function: sphingolipid delta-4 desaturase activity. Gene Ontology annotation, cellular component: membrane. The record is from RefSeq and is a predicted model, not a curated record. Bases 240 to 1205 code for a protein of 321 amino acids.